Prunus armeniaca (apricot) is the source of this 3117-nucleotide messenger RNA. NCBI's taxonomy places the organism in Eukaryota, Viridiplantae, Streptophyta, Magnoliopsida, Rosales, Rosaceae. The record is from the annotation of a GenBank genome assembly.
AUGCCACUGAUGUCUCCCGGAAUUGAAGAGGCAGAUGUCAUAAAGAAGAAGAAGAAGGAAACGAAGGCAAAAGAGAAAGAGUUGAAAAAGCAAAAAGCUUUAAACAAAGCUCUCAAGCUUCAGGAGCAACAAGCAAGUCCUUGUACUUCUAAGACGAGUAAAAAGAAGAUUGUGAGGCUUUAUGAUGAGGAAGAUGAAAAUGCAAAGGACCCAGAGACUCCAUUUGGAGAGAAGAAACGGAUGGCUGGUCAAAUGACAAAAAUCUACUAUCCAAGAGCUGUAGAGAAAUCGUGGUAUGAGUGGUGGGAGAAAAUGGGGUUCUUCUUGGCAGAUGCUAACAGCUCCAAACCUCCAUUUGUGAUUGUUUUGCCUCCCCCCAAUGUGACUGGUACCCUUCAUAUAGGCCAUGCUCUUACUGCUGCUAUUGAGGACACUAUCAUUCGAUGGCGUAGAAUGUCCGGUUACAAUACCUUGUGGGUGCCUGGAAUGGAUCAUGCCGGGAUAGCAACACAGGUUGUUGUUGAAAAGAAGCUUAUGAGUGAAAAACAUUUAACCAGACACGAUAUUGGUCGUGAGGAAUUUGUGGCUGAGGUUUGGGAAUGGAAAAAAAAGCAUGGGAGCACCAUUUUACAGCAGUUGCGCCGUUUGGGUGCUUCACUAGAUUGGUCCCGUGAGUCCUUCACUAUGGAUCAGAAAAGAUCAAAUGCUGUGACAGAGGCUUUUGUAAGGCUUCAUAAGCAAGGGCUUCUCUACAGGGAUAAUCGCAUAGUGAAUUGGGAUUGUGUGUUGCGCACAGCAAUAUCUGACAUUGAGGUGGAUUACAUUGAUAUAGAAGAAAGGACACUACUGAUGGUUCCUGGAUAUGAGAACCCUGUGGAGUUUGGCAUUCUAACUUCUUUUGCAUACCCUCUGGAGGAAGAUUUAGGUGAGAUUGUGGUGGCCACCACAAGAGUGGAAACUAUGCUUGGUGAUACUGCUAUUGCUGUGCACCCUAAUGACGAGAGGUAUCGGCAUCUUCAUGGAAAACAUGCCAUCCAUCCUUUCAAUGGAAGAAGGAUUCGUAUAGUAUGUGAUGAAAUUCUUGUUGAUCCAGAAUUUGGGACUGGUGCUGUGAAGAUUACCCCAGCCCAUGAUCCUAAUGACUUUAAUGUUGGAAAGCGCCAUAAUCUUGAGUUCAUUAACAUCUUUACUGAUGACGGAAAAAUAAACCAGGAUGGUGGAGAAUUUGCAGGAAUGCCACGUUUCAAAGCCCGAGAGGCAGUGACUGAAGAACUAAAGAAGAAGGGCCUCUUCAAAGAAGCAAAGAACAAUGAGAUGCGCCUUGGAAUUUGCUCUAGAAGCCAAGAUGUUGUGGAACCCAUGAUAAAGCCCCAGUGGUACUUAAAAUGCAAUGGUAUGGGAAAGCAAGCCCUUGAUGCUGCCAUAGAUGAUGAAGAUAGAAAGCUUGAGAUCAUCCCCAGACAGUAUACUUCUGAAUGGAAGAGAUGGCUUGAAAACAUUCGUGAUUGGUGCGUUUCGAGGCAACUUUGGUGGGGUCACCGUGUUCCUGCCUGGUAUGUUGUAUAUCAGAGUGAUAAGCCGGAAUAUUUUGGAAUAGUUGAUACGCGAUGGGUGGUUGCAAGAAAUGAGGAAGAGGCUCAUGCACAGGCUAGUGAUACAUAUGAGGGGAAGUUUCAAUUAAUUCAGGAUCCUGAUGUCCUUGACACAUGGUUUUCUUCUGGUCUCUUCCCAAUGUCUGUGUUGGGCUGGCCAGAUGACACUGAAGAUCUAAAGGCGUUUUAUCCGACUUCAGUUCUUGAAACUGGGCAUGAUAUUCUUUUUUUCUGGGUUGCCCGUAUGGUCAUGCUCGGAAUGACACUGGGUGGCAAUGUACCUUUUACCAAGGUAUAUUUGCACCCGAUGAUUCGUGAUGCACAUGGGCGUAAAAUGUCAAAAUCGUUGGGAAAUGUCAUUGAUCCAGUUGAUGUAAUAAAUGGUGUCACCCUUGAAGGUCUACAGAAGAAGCUUUUAGAGGGAAAUUUGGAUGCCAAGGAAGUAGCUUCCUCGGAAGAAGGUCUAAAGAAAGACUUUCCUAAUGGGAUUGAGGAAUGUGGUGCAGAUGCACUGCGUUUUGCUCUUGUGUCUUAUACUGCUCAGCAUGAUAAGAUAAAUCUGGACGUCCAAAGGGUUGAGGGCUAUAGUAUCUGGUGUAAUAAAUUGUGGAAUGCCGUACGAUUUGCUCUGAGCAUACUUGGGGAUGAAUAUGUUCCACCUUCAAGUGUAAAUCCAAAUGUGUUUCCAUUUAGUUGCCAGUGGAUACUCUCGGUACUGAAUAAGGCCAUAUCCAAAACUGUUUUGUCACUGGAAUCGUACGAGUUAUCAGAUGCAGCCACUGCAGUGCAUGCUUGGUGGCAGUACCAGUUGUGUGAUGUUUUUAUUGAAGCUAUCAAGCCUUACUUUUCUGGUAACGAUCCAAAGUUUGUGUCUGAAAGGGGAUUUGCACGAGACACACUAUGGUUAUGUCUUGACAAUGGGCUACGGUUGCUCCAUCCGUUUAUGCCAUUUGUCACAGAAGAACUGUGGCAGCGUCUUCCAUCUUCAGGGAGUCACAAGAGGGCAACAUCAAUUAUGAUAUGUGAUUACCCAUCCACUAUAGAGUACUGGACAAAUGAAAGGGUGGAGUCUGAGAUGAACCUUAUAGAGUCUCUUGUGAAAUCUCUCCGUUCACUUGCAAAAGAAAGUCGUGAAAGGCGAUCAGCUUUUGUGAUUUGUCAAACGAUUUUGGAUCGGCAGAUAAUAUGCAGCCAUCAACUGGAGAUUGAAACUCUUGCCUAUUUGUCAUCUUUGACAGUAGUCAGCCCGAAUGACUGCUUUCCACUGCCAACCGAAUCCGAUGGAUAUGUGAUGUCUGAUGUAAAUGAAAACCUUUCGGUUUUUCUGAAGGUUCCAAGAGUAAAGGCAGACCCUGAAAAGAUCAGAGAGAAGAUGGAAAAACUCAUACUGCAACGGGAAAAUCUGCUAUUGAUGAUAAGUGCUCCUGGGUACCAAGAAAAGACCUCUGAGAAGAUUCAAGAAUCCAAUGCGCACAAGCUAGCCUCCUUGGAAAAGCAAAUGAAGUCUUUGAAAAUGCAGUCUUAA